AUGGAUCUUCGUGGAUCUUCGUGUGUCUUCAAAAUCGUCUCCCCCACCGGCGAGCUGACCAACGCCCGGGCCGAUGCUCGCGUGGAGCCCGGCGACCGGGUGCUUGUCCUGGCCAGCCUGCUGGAGGACCGGCCGGCAGCCGGCGGCCCGGGCACGGAGCCGGCCGCCCCGGCCCCCCUGUCGGCCGCCGACCGCGAGGCCAUCCGCCGGCGGGUGCUCUUCUGCGACUCCGGCCUGCUGGCCAUCGACAAGCCGAGCGGCUGGGCCUCGCAUGGCGGGUCGCGCGUGCACCGGCACAUCGACCAGCUGGCGCCGGCCCUGCGGACGGCCCGCUCGCCGGACACCCCGCGGCUGGUUCACCGGCUGGACAAGGGCACCUCCGGGAUCUUGCUGCUGGGCCGGACCCGGGCCAGCACGGCCCGGCUGUCGGCCAUGUUCCGUGCCGAGGGGUCCUCCUCGACCAAGCGCCUGCGCGCGGCCGACGCCCUGGCCGCCGUGGCCGACCCCGGCGUGGCGGCCCUGUCCAUGGGGGCCCGGCGCCAGGCCGGCGCGGCCUCGGUGUCCGGGUCGCGUCCCUUCGUCGAGAAGGAGUACUGGGCCAUCAUCUGCGGCCGGCCCCGGAUGCUGAGUGGCGUGUGCGUGUCGCCGACGGUGGCCGCGGCGGCGGCGGCGGCGGCGGCCCGGCAUGCCGGGUCCCAUGCUCCUUGA
This is a messenger RNA of Fonticula alba, 708 nucleotides long. RefSeq lists its product as hypothetical. Gene Ontology annotation, biological process: pseudouridine synthesis. Gene Ontology annotation, molecular function: RNA binding; pseudouridine synthase activity. Lineage: Eukaryota; Rotosphaerida; Fonticulaceae. The record is from RefSeq and is a predicted model, not a curated record. The transcript is spliced from 2 exons. The coding region runs from base 1 to 708 and encodes 235 amino acids.